Molecule: messenger RNA, 1022 nt
Organism: Cuscuta europaea
Lineage: Eukaryota; Viridiplantae; Streptophyta; Magnoliopsida; Solanales; Convolvulaceae
Source: the annotation of a GenBank genome assembly
UAAUGAAUUGAAUUGGGCCAAAAAGAGCAUCUUGUUUGAACUCCCUUAUUGGUCGAAAUUGUUGAUGCGCCAUAAUCUUGAUGUAAUGCAUAUAGAAAAGAAUGUAUGCGAUAAUAUUGUCGGGACCUUAUUGAAUGAUCCUCUAAAGUCAAAAGAUACUUUGAACGCACGUCUUGACUUGGAAGAUCAUAACAUUCGCAAGGAGUUGUGGUUGAGGGAACGAAAUGGUAAAUUUGAAAAACCGCAUGCAAAAUAUACCUUGACUAAAGAUGAUUGUAAGGAGUUUUGCAAGUUUAUCAAGUCUGUUCGCCUUCCAGAUGGUUACGCUUCCAAUAUUAGUCGAUGUGUCACAGAUGCAAAUACACUUGGAGGAAUGAAAACUCAUGAUUGUCAUGUAUUGCUUCAAAAGAUAUUGCCAGUGGCGAUUCUUGCAUUCCUCGAUAGGAAAAUACGUAUCACACUAAUAGAGUUCUGUCAAUUCUUUCAGAAGUUAUGCGCAAAAACCUUAUAUGUUAGCGAACUUGAGGACAUGAAAACUGGGAUUGUGAUCAUAUUGUGUAAACUUGAACAAAUUUUUCCGAUGUCUUUUUUUACAAUCAUGGUUCACCUGUGCGUGCAUUUACCAGAACAAGCAUUAUUGGGUGGUCCAGCUCCUCCUAGAUGGAUGUUUGGAAUUGAACGGCGCAUGGGUACUUAUAAGGGAUAUGUGCGUAAUUAUGCUCGGCCUGAUGGAUCUAUUGCUGAAGCUUACGUGGUCGAUGAGGCUAUUACAUUCUUAUCUCGAUAUUUAACUGAUAUUGAAACAAGAUUUACACGCCCAGAGCGCAAUUGGGACCUCUCUAGUGAAGACUAUAAGAUGGACGUGUUUAACCACAAAAUACGAACACUUGGAGCUCCUAAAUUUGGAAAUCUAGGAUUAGAUGGGAAUGUGGUGCAAUGGUACCUUCUUAACAAUUGUGGAAGUGAGCUCGAUGAUUACAUAAAAGAGCAUAAGGAACUUAUUUGCUUGACAAGCUCACGUG